This is a messenger RNA of Phaedon cochleariae (mustard beetle), 858 nucleotides long. The record is from the annotation of a GenBank genome assembly. Lineage: Eukaryota; Metazoa; Arthropoda; Insecta; Coleoptera; Chrysomelidae.
AUGGCUUCCUGCAAACUCGCCGGUUUAGUUCUGUGUCUCGCCGUCGCGAUUAGUGCCCUACCCACUCAGGAUGAAGCCAGAGGCAACUCCAUCCAGACCGAAAACGACCUUCUGGACUCCAUCUACACGGAUUGUCUGCGCAAAGACUCCAUGUCUUGUCUCAAGUACAAAGUUUUCAACUUCGUGGACAAGAUGCUAGGCCACAAGGACACCAUCACGGUAACAGAAGGAGUGCAAUUCGUCAAAACAGGAGAGAAAGACGGUGCCCCACGUGCCAUAUCCAGCGACGAUUCCAUAGAGUCCUUGAUCUUCACCAGGAUCGCGGAUUUCCUUGACAACCACUCCCUCAAAGUAGACAUCAAAGGCAGUGAGAUAGUUAACGCAGUGUCCUCCUCAGCACGCUCCUUCAACGAAUACGCAGACACCUUAGCUGAAGAAGAAAACCUCGUGGAGGAAUCCAGGAAGAAGAAGAUGAAAGGCAACAAGAUGAUGGGACCACUCAUGGGAAUCCUGGCCCUCAAAAUGGCGGUCCUUGGUAAGCUCGCCCUGGCAGCCAUCGCCCUCAUUGCUGGUAAGGCCUUGAUCAUCGGUAAAAUCGCCUUGGUCCUCUCAGCUAUCAUCGGGAUCAAGAAGCUGCUGGGUAAUGGCGGACAGAAGCACGUGACCUACGAGGUGGUUCCUCAUGCGCAGCAUUCUUCCAGUCAUAUUUCUAGUCACGAGGCUGCCUACGCUGGUGGUUCUGGACACGGAGGAGGUUAUGGAGGUGAUUUGGGAGGGUACUCAGGGGGUUCUUCUGGGGGUUGGGGUAGGUCCAUCGAUGCCCAGUCUUUGGCGUACAGGGGGCAUCAGCAAGCGUGA